Molecule: messenger RNA, 651 nt
Organism: Phycomyces blakesleeanus NRRL 1555(-)
Lineage: Eukaryota; Fungi; Mucoromycota; Mucoromycetes; Mucorales; Phycomycetaceae
Exons: 2
Coding region: 1-651 (216 amino acids)
Source: RefSeq, a predicted model, not a curated record
AUGGAUUCAGUUUACUCAAUGGGACGCACUCUCCCCCUCCAGCACCGCAUCUACUUUAUCUCCAAGAUGAAGCUCUCUGAAUUUUACAGAUCUCCUACUGAUGCCUCUAUGCGAAAGCUUGUACUUAUCAACAACGCAAUCAAAUCCACCCAAAGCUACCGGUCAACUCCUCCAACCGAGUAUGAGACUGUUCCCCUCACAAGACAGUACUCUCAGCCCACCCGGAUAGCAGACGAUCAGGAUACCUCUCUCCAGCAAGAAUGGCUUGAUACUUGCCUAGGAAGCCUUGAAGAAGAAGAUGACGAAGAAGACGACGAUGAGGAGCUCGAGGUUCUGGAAUCCUCUUACAUAGAUGAUGAAAUCUUUACCUCACGUACAAGCGAAGACUGGGAUUGGAGUUUAUCAGCACCUGCUGGGCAACAUGAAUUCUUUGACGAAGCCUUAACAACCACAAACACUGAUUACAAAUGGGCAAAUGACUUUGAUAACAACCGAUCUAUCGAGAGCAUGGAAAUGGACGAGACUUUUCUACCCAAAAUCUUGGAUUUUUUUUAUAUAAUUUGUAGGAUCAUUGUAAUUAGUAUCCUAGCAAUAAGUUUUAGAUCUAUGAUUAAACAUUUCCUCAGUCAGUCUUGUUCAAUCAUCAUUUAA